UGGUGUAGUAGGAAGACAGAAAAUGGCAGUUGGUCUGGAAUGCUCUGGAUGAGCUGGUGUCAGAAGGAUCUGGCUGGGAGGCGAAUUGUGGCUGGUGUAGUAGGAAGACAGAAAAUGGCAGUUGGUCUGGAAUGCUCUGGAUGAGCUGGUGUCAGAAGGAUCUGGCUGGGAGGCGAAUUGUGGCUGGUGUAGUAGGAAGACAGAAAAUGGCAGUUGGUCUGGAAUGCUCUGGAUGAGCUGGUGUCAGAAGGAUCUGGCUGGGAGGCGAAUUGUGGCUGGGGGUACAGCAGCAGUAAAAGCAUUACAGGACCAGGGAAUGGUAACGGUAGCUGUGUAAUGCAGUGACUUUCAUGCGUGUCCUGAAGGUGCCAGUAUGUAGGGGUUCUGAGAUAAAGAUGCGUUUGGUCCUGGCGAUGGUAGCACCAGGGUUUUUGUGCAGCCUAUGAGGAGGUCAAGGCUGUUCAGUCUUGGGUAUUUAUAAGGUUCAGGGCGGGUGCAGAGCUAAAGGGUGUCAGACAUCAGCUGGUGGGCGACUUUCCAAGAAAAGCUUUAUGCAAGUGAUGGCUGGGUUUUCAGAGAAAGCCUGUCUGUUUAAAGCGUCUGUCUGUAAUUUUUCAGUUUUGGUGGAUUUGGCGACAUCUGUGGUGACCGGUGGUCACAAGAGUUUGUUUUUGCACUCCAAAUAUCAGCGUUCCAUUUUAAACAAAGCAGUUCACUGCGUGCUAAUUUUUCUUAUGAUCUAGCGGUAGCGUAUUUUGAAAGAGAAAGAAGACACAACCAAAAAUGUCGCCCGACUCGGUAACAUUGGGCAGCAUAUCAAACCUCAUUUCAAAGACACUCUUUGGAUUUUCGCUUUCGGCGAAAGUUGGAAGUUCCUUUGCGCAGAGUCAUCGCAGUUGAGUACUUGGCGGGAUUUCCGCUUUUGACACCGCCGGUGGAAAGCCGCAUGCAGAGGAGCGAUUGCAGACCGCAAAUGCGUUGAAUCAUUACUGCUACAAAAAUGGCAUCAUGAAAAGGUAUCUAAUGUGGCAUUUUUAAUGGGAAAACGGAAGGAUUGACCCUGCAGACUUAGCGGUAAGCGAGCCCUGGAGAGAGGCUGUGAUCGGCCCUGAGCAACUGAAGCAUUGGCACCGGAGUCAGGAUGAGCCCCAAGGGGGCUUCCCCGGGACUAUCGCCCCGGGACUGUCUGCCCAAACGGGCCUCAUGUCUGUGUGUCCCGCGAUCUGGCUCCGUGUGUCCCUCUGUGUGUCCCGCGGUCCUGCUCUCUGUUUCCCAUGGUCCUGCUGUGUGUGUCUCAUGGUCCUGUUCCCUGUGUAUCCCCCAUGGUCCUGUUCCCUGUGUGUCCCCCUUGGUCCUGUUCCCUGUGUGUCCCCCUUGGUCCUGUUCCCUGUGUGUCCCCCUUGGUCCUGUUCCCUGUGUGUCCCCCAUGGUCCUGUUCCCUGUGUGUCCCCCUUGGUCCUGUUCCCUGUGUGUCCCCCUUGGUCCUGUUCCCUGUGUGUCCCCCAUGGUCCUGCUCUAAGCCCCUCGGUCCUGCUCUAUGCCCCUCGGUCCUGCUCUGUGUCCCGCAGUCCUGCUCUCUGUGUGUGUCCGACGGUCCUGAUCUGUGUCUGUCCCACCCGGUCCUGCUCUGUGUCCCGCAGUCCUGCUCUGUGUCUGUCCCACCCGGCCCUGCUCUGUCGCUCUGCUCUGCUUUAUCCACAGAUUGGCGGGAGUGCGGGCGGCUGGGCGGGGCCUCCCGAAACGCUGCCGCCCCCGCCUCUGCUCCUCCCUCCUCUCUGCCCUGGAGGGACCGCCCCUCUCCCAGGGAGGCGCCACUGAGGAGCAGCUCCAGCCCGCCCAACAGCACUGGCAGCACCGCGGACAGCGACGGCUGGGAGACCCCGCGAUGCGACCGCGACCGUGACCGAGACCGCGACCGCGACCCCCCCUCCGGCAGCGACCCGCCCCGGCCCAAGAAGUGCAAGAGCUUCGGCAGCGGGCCGCAGGGCCCGGAGAAGCGGGCCGGGGGGGGCCGCCCUGCGCCCCUCAAGCGCUCCAAGCCCUCGGGCCUCCUGCUGGACGGCCGGCAGAAGACCGACAAGGUGAAGAAGAAGAAGAAGCUGAGGAGGAGGGAGGGCGGGGAGCAGAGGACGCCGCCGCCGCCGCCGCCGCUGACGACCGUCAAACCCGAAGCCAGCCCGCCCUUCACAGGGCGGCCGAUCAAGGAGGAGCCCGAGGACGACUUCAGCACCUCCACCCCGUACGGGCGCGCCCACGACCCGCACGCGCACACCCCUGACCCGUACGCUCGCACCCCUGACCCAGGGCGAUCGGGGGCGACGGUGACGGCAGGCUUCGGGCCCAGUCCCAUCGGCCGCUUCGCCCCGGACACGCCCGGAUUCGCCGUUCGCUGCAAGGAGGAGCCGGACGCGGAGCUGCCCUGCUGGGAGCCCAGCACCUCCAGAGGCCUGGAGUCUCGGGCCGCCGCCCGGGAGGAUGAAGAUGAGGACGAGGAGGAGGACGAGGACGAGGGGGUGGCGGUGAAGGUGGAGGGGUUGCCCGGGAAACGAACUGUGAUCCGACAGGGCAAGCAGGUGGUGUUCCGGGAUGAGGACGGCUCUGAGGACGAUGAGGACAUCAUGGUCGACUCGGACGACGACUCCUGGGACCUGGUGACCUGCUUCUGCAUGAAGCCCUUCGCUGGACGGGCCAUGAUCGAGUGCAACCAGUGCAACACCUGGAUCCACCUGUCCUGCGCCAAAAUCCGCAAGUCCAACGUCCCCGAGACGUACGUGUGUCAGAGGUGCAGGGACGCCAAGUUCGACAUCCGGCGCUCCAACCGGUCCCGCAUGGGGUCCCGCAAGCACCUGUUGGAUUGACCCCCCCCCCCCACACUUCCCAAACGCUCCCUGCCAGAGUUUUGUACGUACUUAAUGGCAGGGGUUGGGAGAAAACAGACUCCACAGUUUAGACUGAAUUGGCCACGCAUUCGAGCACACGAAUCGGUGCGCGAGUGUUUUCCUAAAGACGUUUGUGCGCAAGGCAAUCAGUACUGGUCAGAUGAAAUCUUCAGCAUUAAACCAGCCGGCUUCGACUGUUGAGGCGGAUGCCCUUGAAUGGACUCCAGGAGGAGUGAUGUAGAGCAACUCGGGUGAUUGUGACCUCUGGCACAGAAUGGAGGGGGACGGCUGGAAUCGGUAUGGUGGUGAUUGGUGCACUUUUUAAGAGGACGAGGAGGGUUGGUCACAAACUCCUUGUAUGUUGCGGUUUCAGUGGUGCCGUUAUCGGAUCCUUGUGUUAAUAACUUAGUGAUGAUAACUCGAGACUUGAUUCCUUGAUACUUCCAAACACCCCAAAUAAUUUUUGCGUAUCCUCUGAUGUUCACCUUUUUGAUGAUGGAUUUUCGUCCCCCUUUGUCUUUUCUCCUCCCUUAGUCAUAAUCAUAAAAUGGAGAACCUGUUUAAUACAUUGUUGGAUUUUAUUCAUUUUUUGUUUUGUAUGGAUUUUGAAAAUGUCUUGAUUCUAAAUGCAAAUGCUUUGUUUUUAAUGGUAAAGCUAGUGAAGAAGCAGACUGUCAGUCUGCCCUGAAUUUGAUUGGUCCGUUUGUGACAGCUGUGAAACUGAACUGAUGUCAUAGCUGGUCGAGGGUGCAGUUGUGCCUUUCUUUAACCUGUGGAGUUAGGCGUGGGCUCUACCUGUGUGUAUCUUUUUCCGUUUCCUUACAUUGUCUUGCACGCAGUGUUCUGCCAUCCAGCCAGAAGCUUUAGUGUAAACUUUAACCUUUUCAGAGAUUGUUCAUGUUCAUUUUUUGUGUUCAUACUGUGUUUUUUUUGUUUUUUAUUAUUCCCCAUGUUUUUGUUCAGCCAGGCACUUGAAGCUUGUUCGCGUCACGUUUGUGUCUAUAGGAUAAAGAUUAAUGAGCCUGUACUGGGGGAAGGGCUAAAUUUCCUGUUGUCGGUUUGUUCUAGAACCACACAACUGUUGAAACGUGUAAAAAAAUGUAUAAAAUCUACUGCAGAACGCAUUUUAAGGAAACUUUAAAAAGGAUUAGUUGCCAGCAGCAUAUGCUUUUCUUCUUUAGUUUUUCUUUGCUUAUGUUUUUUUUCACCCACAACACUGGACAGCAAAUGUGUCAUUUGGAGUGUUAAUUGGUCAGUGUUUAUAAAGGAUGCCAGUGGUUUAGUCAGAGGAAUGGGUUGCCAGGUGAUUCAGUUCACACUACUUUUUAUGGGCUGCAGUGGGAGCACCUGUUGCAAGUAUCUUGGUGUGUGUGCAACAAUCUUGGGUUUGUCAUUUUACACAGUAGCACAUUGGGGGGCUGGCUUCUUGCCAACAAAACUGGAAAAAAAACUAACUCUGCUGGGAUGCAAGUCUUGUUUUGGGUGGGUGGCUGGUUAAUCUAGAGGACCACUCAAUGUAACAACCCCCCCCCCCCCACGUCAACGUUUGCCUUACGUCUUGUCCAUACACCCCUCCCAUCAGCCUUGUUAAAACCCUUCACUCCGAGCUUCCAGGUGUUCUAAUCUCCGCUCUGGCGCUCGGCCAUUAGGAAGAGCCAGAGUCGUCUCUUUACACGGCGAGGGAGAUCGCAGCGUCCAAUCGCUGCUCGGGAAUCCGUGUGCUGAGCCUAUCAGCAGUCACCUCUCUCCCGUUGGCAGGAAUUUGCUUAUGUUCGUUUGCAAGCUUAAAUGCUGUCAUUUUUAGGUCAGGCGUGUUCUGUUUUCUUAUAAGAGAGUCUUCUGAAGGCAGUUCGUAUGGGUGAAUUCUUUUUCUCCUCUUUUGUCAUUCAUUUAACAGGAUAGUGUUGGUGGGCGUGUGCAUCGUUUUGAGCUGUCUGAUAUAACUGGAUGUAAAUUAGGACAAACAGGAUAAGCUGAUUUUCAGUGGUAAAGUGUAAAGUUUAUACCGUGUCAUUUGUGUGAUCUACUGUCAGGUUUACCAAAAAGGACAUUUUAUCGCUUUCUGUUUUUCAGAGAAAUCAUGAGAUGUUUUGUACACAGUGUGACAGCACAAAUGGGGAGUUAUCUGCUUUCUAGUUAGAUUGGAAACGUGGGGCCAUGGAGAGCCGUUUCUGUGAAACUGCCUAUUGUAAUUUGUUGUAAAUAAAGAUCUAAUGAUUUUAAUCAACAACAAAGACCAAAUAGUUUUACUAAGAUGGACUGACAUAUUCUUGAAGUAAUGGUACAUCUGCACGCUGAGUAACCUUCCUGUUGCUGCUGUACACUGCGAAUGUGUUGUUCAAAGAACAUUACACCCAUAUAUGUGUGCUAAUUUGGUAUCCUGUGAGAAAUGUAAAAUAGUACUCCAGAUGCCUCCAAUAAUUAUCACACAAAAUACAAUAGCAAAUAUCAGAAUAUUCAGUAUCUGCAUAUGAAUGUCAAGGAUUAAAUUUGGAUGCAAAAAUGUAAAAAUCGAUCUGAAAACAGAAUUCAGUACUAGUGUGCUUAAACGAUUCCAAAACGAUUGUUCUUCAUUCCUUUAAUUUGAAAAAUUAUUUAACACAAGCCAGUUGACUUCCAUAUAUGUGUACUUGAUGAAUAUGAGUUCUGAAGGUCAGGUAUUUGACCCCUGGGGACAGACUGCAGUUCUUUUUUUAACCACAAGGGGAGCUAGUUUGAAAAGGGGUGUCUGUCUCAACUGGCACAACUAGCUAUCAUGAGUACAUUUGACAAUGCAACCACAAAGAACAUGGAAAUUGUAAAACUUACUGAGUACAUUUAAAAACUGGAAACCAUACACCAGAAUAAAACAUCCUUGAUUUAAAUAAAAUU
This is a messenger RNA of Anguilla rostrata (American eel), 5750 nucleotides long. It is a transcript of the gene phf13, whose product is annotated as PHD finger protein 13. The transcript is spliced from 3 exons. Gene Ontology annotation, cellular component: nucleus. Gene Ontology annotation, molecular function: chromatin binding. The coding region runs from base 1275 to 2858 and encodes 527 amino acids. NCBI's taxonomy places the organism in Eukaryota, Metazoa, Chordata, Actinopteri, Anguilliformes, Anguillidae. Gene Ontology annotation, biological process: mitotic chromosome condensation. The record is from RefSeq and is a predicted model, not a curated record.